Loa loa (African eye worm) is the source of this 918-nucleotide messenger RNA. RefSeq lists its product as hypothetical. NCBI's taxonomy places the organism in Eukaryota, Metazoa, Nematoda, Chromadorea, Rhabditida, Onchocercidae. The transcript is spliced from 7 exons. Gene Ontology annotation, cellular component: membrane. The record is from RefSeq and is a predicted model, not a curated record. The coding region runs from base 1 to 918 and encodes 305 amino acids.
AUGCCUGAAAACAGUGAGUUUGAAGACAAUAUUGUAAUGGCCUGCAUCUUUAUGAUAGCAGUUUUUGGGCUGAUCAGCAAUGGUUUAUCUUUGUACUUAACACGUACGAAGUCACGAUUUCGUAAUGCGUUUGGAAUUUUAUGCAGUAGCUUUCUGAUAUGUAAUUUGCAAGCUAUAUUUGUUCUUCUUACAUGGUGUACCAUUGUCCUGAGCUUCAAAUCUCCAAUACUAUCAUCACCGAAACUGUUUUCCGUACGAUUGGUUGGCGUUUUUUUGAACGGAGGAUGGUUUGGAGCACUUGUUAUGCACUUUCUCAUAGCCCUCAAUAGAUUUUAUGCUUUUGUUUGUGCGAUAAAAUAUAAUCAAUUAUGGUCGCACUCCAAGACUUUCAAAAUUAUAAUCAUCUCUUGGUCAUUUUCAAUGGUUUAUUGCACUCAUCACUUAUACAAAAACUGUUCAUAUCUAUUUAAUUAUGGUUCGAUGUAUCGUUGGUUGCAUCAUACCUCAUUCCACGGUCAAAUAUGUGCCAGAAUUGAUGCUAUAGUAUCAAUAGUUUUGGUAGUAGCAAUGACAUUCAUCGAUUUCAUUACUUUAGUCAAAAUACUUGCAUACCGUAGAACAAUGCUAACAGUGUCAACUGGUAGUGCUAUUAACGAAGGAGAAGUAUUGUUCUUCAAACAGUCAUGCAAACUUGGCUUGAUUUACAUCUUGUGCUGUAUUACAUUCAAUGUUCCUUCAUAUUUCACCACCGAUAAAUGGAUACUAUUUAUAUCAAGCACGAUUGCAUUGCUUGGAACACAUUCCUUGGAUGGAUUAAUCUUUCUGGUUUUCCACCGAAAGCUAAUCAGCAAAACAAAUUUCGGUGGAACAUCAAUAGCACCCAAUGUAAACUUGAAUGUGUUUCAAACGGAGCAGUGA